Molecule: messenger RNA, 2648 nt
Organism: Caenorhabditis auriculariae
Lineage: Eukaryota; Metazoa; Nematoda; Chromadorea; Rhabditida; Rhabditidae
Source: the annotation of a GenBank genome assembly
AUGAGGAUCGCCGGACUCGUCGCGCUGGCCUUUCUUCCGCGGCUCCCAUGUCCCGAAGUAACUGCAAGGCCGGCUCCGGUCGCCUGUGACGUUUCCACCUUGAGAUUCGUCCAUGUGGUAUCGAAACGAACCGUUUCUUUCCGAACUGUGGUUCUCAGAUUUGGCGACAUGGCGACAGGACGCCGUCGGAUUAUCUUCCUGGCGACGACCCUCUGAAGUGGCCCUUGGGUUAUGGAGAACUGACUAAAGUCGGAAUGGGUCAGUAAAAUAGAUUUUUGGAUUUUCCUGCAGUCUUUUUUCUGAAAAAGGGGUUAUCCAACCUUUCAAAAUUCUAUCUUCUAUGUAGAUACUUUUUGAAGGAAUAAAACGGAGUUGAUGACCAGCUUUCCAUUUUUGAAUUCGAUUUCAACGAAUAAAUUCAUCCUUAGACUAGUUUGAGUACAUUUUUCUUUGCAUUGCGAACCUGAAGGGUAGAAAUUUCAAAAACAAAAAAAACAAACAUAUAAUUUGAUAUACUUUCAUCAAUGAUUUUCAACCAGGAAAAUCUUCUAGAACCUUAAAACUUUUAUUUUCUCAGGUCAACACUAUCGCCUAGGACAAUGGCUCAGGCGCCGCUAUACCGGAUUCCUUUCCGACCAUUUUCUGAGAGACGAGGUUUCCUCCUUCCCAUCUGGUACUUUUUGAUAAUCCAAAGUCUUUCAGGUCUACAUUCGGAGUUCAGACUACAACAGAACCCUCAUGUCGGCCCAAUCCAAUCUAGCAGGUGAAAGUUUCACAAAAAUAAGAAAUAAGGAAAUUUAUUAAGGAUUCUUCCCACCAAAUAAAGACGAAGAGUGGAGCGAAUACUUGAAAUGGCAACCGGUUCCAGUCCACACGAUACCUAGAGAAACUGACAAGGUUCCCCCUUAAAAGCCGAAAUAAAUAUCCAGUCCUUCAGCAACUCUACGAAGAAAUUUACUGCCCGGCGGCAAAAGCCGAGCUGGAAAGUAUUUGGAAAUCGAACAAGGCGAAGGAAGUUGAACAAAAGUUCAAGGACGUUUUGAAAUUCUUCUCUGAAAAGUCAAAAAUACCAGACCUACAGCUGAGGAACGUCUGGAUUCUCUACGAUAAUUACUUCUGCCAGGUCCAAAAGUUGCCAGUAAAAAUUGAAGUUUCGAGUUUAGCUCUCAAAUAACGUGACCUGGCCGUCUUGGCUCAACGCCAGCAUGUUCAGCGACCUUUCCAAGCUGUACAAUGCGGCCUCCCGACUAGAAUACCAUACGGAAAAGCUGAGACGUCUGCGAGGAGGUUUGCUUUAUUUUUGGAUGGACUGGUUGAAAGGAUAGAAAUUAUAGGUAUAACUUUCUUGAUCGCAUUUUGAUUCAGCUGGGCUGGUUGAAAUUUAAAUAAACAAUUUUAAAUAAGGUGAAAUGAAUGAGAAAAAAAAAAAUCAAAAUGAGUGUACUUUUUAUACGAAAGACUGUGGACAAAGGAAUAUAAACCAAUCAAGAUUAUCAAAGUCAUAUAAAGUUGAAAAACUUUUUCAAUUAAUUUUUCGUUUCAGGAGUUCUACUGGAAGAAAUAAUUUCGCGAUUCUGGAGUAAAAAAACAAGGGCGGCUCCGAAACGAGAAAUAUUUCGCCUACUCGGCCGUAAGUUGGAAUUUGACUUGAAAAACAUAUUCGAAGAAAAAAAUUGAAAAAAAUAUGCAGUUUCAAAAUUUAAAAAUUUCUUAAUUUUUUUCAAAAAUCCAAUUUGAAAAAAACGGAAGGAACGUUUUUCAAAUAAUAAAAAAAUUCAAAAUUUCAGCACGACGCGACGAUCGCAGCGAUUCUUUCCACUCUAGGGUUCACUCCUCUAAUUUUUUUCCCCUUUAUGCGACGGCUCUGAUGGUUGAACUCCACCAAAUAAAUGGGGAAAACUUUGUAAAAGUGAGAACUCCUCUUUUUUUCAAAAAUACUAUGUCCAUUUUUAUUUUUAGAUCUUCCAUAAAAACGUGACCGACUCGGACGAAAUCUACGAAUACGAAAUUCCAGAAUGUAGGCCACCAUGCACCUUGCGAGCCCUAACUGAUAAUAUGACAAGGUACAUGAUUAGAAUAUUAAAAUAGAUGACAUUUCUUUAAAUUUCAGGUAUUUCCCUGUUGAUUGGAAUGCCGAGUGCGGUAUUGUCAAAAGCUCCAAUCCAAAGGAGGAAGUUUAUUUGGGUGAAUCUUUUUUUUUACAAAAUCAUUGUCAAGUUAAUUCAUGGAAAAACUCUACGCAUUUUGGCUCAUAAAUUAUUUUUUUCGAAAAUUCCGAUAAUUCUGAUCGAUUAUUCAAAAAUCUUCAAAUCUGAAGCGAAAUUUCCUGAAAGUUUAAAUCAGCAAAAUCUGAAAGUUUAAAAAUGGAUUAUUGCGUCAAAAAAACCAUUCAGAUUUGUUUUUGGUUUGAAAAAAAUUAUUUUUAUGACGGCUAAAAUGUUUUUUUAUAAUUUUGCUAUCAUUCGUUUAUAAGUAUAAUAAUUAGUUUUUUUAUUUAUUAUUUUACAGUAACCGUCGCGUUUCUCUUCUCAACAACUCUGCUUUUCGCGUUUCUCUGGGUCAAAGACAAGAAAAGGAAGCCGUGGAGAACUUACCGCGACGGGUCCGACAUCGAGAUGCUUCUCGACGAAAAAGACGAGUACAUUUAA